Messenger RNA from Ipomoea nil (Japanese morning glory), 1638 nucleotides. RefSeq lists its product as uncharacterized. The transcript has 2 exons. The record is from RefSeq and is a predicted model, not a curated record. The coding region runs from base 337 to 1374 and encodes 345 amino acids. NCBI's taxonomy places the organism in Eukaryota, Viridiplantae, Streptophyta, Magnoliopsida, Solanales, Convolvulaceae.
CAAAUAAAAACAAUAUUAAUUUUGUUGGACUUAUUUAUAUUAAUUACCUAUGGUUAAAAAUCUUAGAAUUUUGAAAAUGGAGGUUGAAAACUGUGAUCUUAAAGAGGCCAUGAAAACUUUGUCAUUUCUCAAGGUAAAGCCAAAAGUUUUGUACUACUUUAAUAACUGGAAAAGAAGAAGAAGAAAAAAGUUGAUUGCUGCUUUGCGCCAAGAUGGCAAUUCAAAUUUGACAACCCUCUGUAGUGUGUAGUAUAUGAGUCGUCUUCUUCAUCAACUCAUUGUUCAGUCUUCACUGCAUAACACAAUAAUUAAUAUAAUUAAGCUCAACAUUCAACAAUGGAAGAAGCAAAAGUGGAGGCUCCAAUACCUCAAACUCUCUCGUCAUCUUCAAAUGGGAGAGCAAGAAGGAGAAGAAGGAGAAGCAGUGGUUCAAGCUCUUUCGAGUUUUGUGUGCUCCGAAAACCCAAUCUUUUAUCCGCCGAUCAGCUCUUCUCCGACGGCGUCCUCCUCCCCCUCCACCUCCUCCACCGCCCUUCCGAUCAUUCUCCGGAACCCAACCAGGUGGAUUCAUCAUCAUCGUCAUCCGUGGUGGAACAACCCCAUCGCCCGGACGAAUCCAGGGUCGAGCUAGAGCAGCCCCAGUUGGGAGCAGAAUCUGGCCCGGAGAUUUCUGCUGCGGCGGCGGAGACGGCGGCGUUGAGUUCGUCCAAGCGGUGGAGAGAUAUUUUCAAGAGGAGUAAUAAUAAUAAGAAAAGAGAGAAUGCCGGCGGGGAGAAAGUGAACAAGGACAAGAAAGGCGGCGGGGGCAUUUUUGGAGGUAGUAGUAAUGGCGCCAGCGCGGCGGAGCGAGUUCUGAACAUCAAUAUCUGGCCGUUCAGGAGAACCAAGUCGGCCGGCAACGGCGGCGGCGCUCGGCCGUUGAGUUCCCCGACGAAAGCCAGCAGCGCGCCGUGCUCCGGAACCAGUUCGCCCGCCGACUUCAAGUCCAAGAAAUCGCCCAGUCGGAGCAGCCUGGUCUGGCCGGCCCGCCGGAGUGUCGGCGGUCGGAGUUACGGGUUUCUGACGAAACCCACCGAUAAAAGUCCGAGAAAAGAUCGGAGCUACGUUGAGAGAAGUUUCAGAAAGGAAGGAAACAAGGGGUGGCGGAAAGUGUCACCUGCCGCCGUCGAUGGCGGCGGUGGUGAUUGGCAUAAAGCUAGAAUCUUGACCAUGAAUGCUUCCAUGUCCACUGACGCAUCCCCCGCUGCCGCCGCCGCCGGUGGAGUCUCCGGUGAAGGGCCGGUCUAUUGGUACAACAACCCAAGUUUCGACCCGAUUUGGAUGCUUCCCACCUCUAUGGUUGGGAAACCGAUCACUAAGACUAAGUGUCAUUAGCAAGACAGAUAAAUUUCGUCACCAUUACUGCAGACGAGAGCCCAAACACCCGCUACCAUGUUGGACCGUCAACAAGAUUCCAACAUUAUGUUAUUUGCUCGACCAUUAUAAAUAGGAAUCUCUAUCCACGUGUUGGGAGAUUCGAAUGAAUGAAUCUUCACUUUCCUUGUACUUUUCCCUAUCAAGUAGAACUUCCCAAUCUCACAUUAAUUUUAGAAGAUUUAUACUUAAACUCAUUCAUCUUAAUAACAAGUAUAUUACAUU